Diabrotica virgifera virgifera (western corn rootworm) is the source of this 12992-nucleotide messenger RNA. RefSeq names its product tyrosine-protein phosphatase non-receptor type 13-like. The transcript is spliced from 5 exons. Gene Ontology annotation, molecular function: protein binding. The record is from RefSeq and is a predicted model, not a curated record. Lineage: Eukaryota; Metazoa; Arthropoda; Insecta; Coleoptera; Chrysomelidae. Bases 177 to 1379 code for a protein of 400 amino acids.
AUGAUCGUACUCCUAUAUGGUGCUCGCUUGCAUACCAUUACAACCAAAAAAUUCUCAGUCCGGGUCUGAUUUACUGUUUACGUUCACCAGGCGUAUCGUGAAUAGUGGAAUCUUAGUUUCCUGUGUAGUGAGUAUUUCGACAAACAACUGGUGUAUGUUUGGUAGUUCUUUUAUUUAUGUGUUCAAAGGCUCUGUUUAAUGACUUUUCUGAAAUUGGUAAUUUCAUUUCAGAUCUAAAUGGCAGCAUUUCUCAAAAAUGGAAAAGGCUGCGCAAGUGCUGUGCCUCUCUUCGGGGCAAUAAUGUACACAAUUCAGAAACAUCUAAAAGUACACUUUUAGAGUCCACUACGCCCAACAUUCUAGUCAGUACCCCCCAUACCACUUCUUCGUUACGAAUACCAAACAACUCCAAGAGGAGUAGCGUCCAGGAUGUCCUAAGAGCGAAACUAAGUCAAAUUCACGUAGGUUUAAGGAAAAGGCGAGCGCUAUCCGUUCAAGAGUUUUUCCAUAACCCCAACCAGGAAAAGCCCAAUCCAACGUUCUAUGUUCCAUCUCCUUGUCCGAAUCCAGUCAACGCCCAGACACGAAGGCCCAGAUCUCGCCAGAGGGCUGUCAACUCUUUGUCUUUCACUCCAACGCAAAGUCGAGAGUAUAUAAAAUGCAACAGUGGUGAAUGGCACCCGCUCCCUUACGAGCCUCCGCCUGAUUACGAUCUGGAAGAAAAACCCCCCAACAGAAGAUGGUCUGUGGUAACGUUCAGCAAGGAAUCGCAUAAACCAAAACCGAAGAUAGAAAAUGUGAAUAUAAAAAUACCGAAGACUAAGUUGAAUAAACAAUACGACCGAGCAAGGUCGCAAUCACCCAGCUGGAAAAAAGAACAAUUUAAAGUGUAUAAUGGCGAGAAUCGACGUGUGGCUAACUCGAAAAGUCAUUAUGAACUCAUAGGUGCUAGAGACAAACCUGAAAGAGGACGAGACAGAGGAAGUGAACAUCAGAAUUCUAUAGAAGAGCUCGAAGAAAUAGAAGAGGAAGAAAGUAAAUUCUGUACCCUUCCACGAGGAGGCAAUACGUUCACUAUUCGACAAGUCAUUUUCCAGAAAGGAUCAGAUUUUAAACCAUUAGGAUUUAGUAUAGUAGGAGGAAGAGACUCGCCAAAGGGCAGCAUGGGCAUUUAUGUUAAAACCAUUUUCCCAAAUGGCCAGGCAGCUGAUAAUGGUACGCUUAAAGAAGGGGAUGAAAUUCUAGCAGUAAAUAGUAAACCCCUUCAUGGAUGUUCGCACAAAGAAGCCAUCAAUGUUUUUAAGCAGAUUCGACAGGGAUCAGUUUUAUUACACAUAGGUCGUAGGAUAACGAAAAAACACAGGGAUAAAACAUAUUAACAGCUGGGUUUCAGCCAAAAUUUUUACAGUGGCAGCUAUCGGGAGGGAACAAGAAAAAUUAGGAAUAAUUAAAAACGUUAAGGAAACAAAUGAGUUGAUAUGUUUAGGUGAUUAUGAUAUAUAACAUAAGAAUUUUCUGGAAAUAACAAAAUUCUGGCAAAACUUUUUGUGAUGUCUCAGAAAAUUUAAUGAGUGAAGAAUUAUUGAUUAAAAUUUAAUUAAUAAAUCUUUCAAUGAAUUGUUUUGUUUUCAGCACAUUAACACUGGUACCUAAAAUAAGCUUUUCAUGAAAAUAAUAUGAAAAAUCUUCGAAUCUCCUCUUUCUCCUGUUUUUCAUGGGUUUCCUAAUACUACUGAAUCUAUUUCAGCAUCAUACAUUUUUCUAAUUCCUUGUUUGAAUCCAUUUCAAUUUCCAAUCCAAUGAAAUAAAAUCAGGUUUACUUAACUACCAGUCCUUGGCUCUCUCUGUCAACUUACCAAUGGCUACAAGUUGUAUAAUAUCUUGGGAAACUGCAUAAGAGGUAUUAAUUUUUUGAUUUCGGUCUAGCCAUACUGCAACAAUACAAUUUUUCCUGUUUGCUGAAAACCAUGCUCAUGGUUUGUUUGGUACUUUCAUAUCUAGCCUCUUUUUCUUUUUCAGAGGCUCAUAAAGCUCUCAGUGUAGCCUGAACAAUAUCAUUUACAUCAUAUAGAUCAAAUCAACACCUCAACUCGUAUGGUGAUGUAGAAAAAAGAAUAAUGUAAAGCAAAAAGGAUAGUAUAAAGCCAAAUAAUGGAGAAUUAUAUCUCAAAGAAGUCAGUGGAAAAAAGGCAAUGACAGGCAGGAAUUCUUAUUACGUUCCUUCAUAAUUUUCCUAUGAAAUUUUAGAUCGUCAGUCUAACGUGUUGGUGGACUACCUCUGCUUCGGUAGGCAUCAUCUCUUGUUCUCCAUUCCAGUAUCCGCUUUGUCCAUCUGUUCUACAUCUACAGCAGUGAUUCCCAAAGUGGUCUAUAUCGACCACCAGGGGCCUAUGGCAACCUACAAGGGGUCUACGUGGGUGAAAAUAAAAAUUGGGGGUCUAUGAGAUGAAAAUGGGGGUCAAUGGCAAGAACCGCAAUGGAUUAUUAAUCCAUUUGGUGACAUUGAAGUAACGGAUGUUACAUUGCACGAGGAAUUGAUUGGAAUAAGCACCAACGACGAACGUAGGUAGAGUUUAGAAAUGGAUGUCAACAAUUCUGGCUUCAAAAAGACAUACCUGUUACUUAUCCCGUAUUAUGGAAGACCGCGAGAAAGUUUUUAAUUGCUUUUCCGUCUUCAUACCUAGUAGAAAGGGGCUUCGGCGCAGUUAUAAAUCUCGUAACAAAAAAAAAAGAAACAAGUUGGACAUCAUUACCUCAUUACAUCAUUACCAUCAAACGGAGGAGGUUUGAGAUUAUAUCUAACUAAAUUAAUGCCAAAUGUUAAUAAUUUAUUAAACCAUCAAGUUUAUACCCCCCUUAUUAAAUCAAUUUAUUUUUUGCUUAGUUUGUUCAUGUAAGAGUUACUGUAUUUUGAUUUAAAUUUGAUUAAUCAAUGCGUGAAAAGGUGUUGUUUCUUUUACUUUUUCACACUAUAAGUACUUCACUACUACUAGAAAUUUUAAUCUUUUAAAGUGAAUAGCAGGGGGUCGAUCUAAACUUGAAAAACAUGAUAAGGGGUCUACGAGAGAAAAAAGUUUGGGAAAUUCUGAUCUACAGCAUCAGCCACUCCUGAUCUUCGUCGUAGCUGGCGGUUUGGAAUUUUGUCUUGAAGUGGAUUCAUAAAUUCUUAUUAUCUUGGUAUAAAUUGGUACCCCUAUUGGUAUAAAUUGAAGAAUUAAAAUGUGUGUUUACGAAAAAUAAGUUCAUUUUUCUUGCAUUCUCCUUUUUUUCUACAGUGUUGGAAAAAGAUCGGAUAUUUGAAUGUGUUGUUAUUAUCUGCAAUUACCAAAAUUGUAACUGUUUACAAAAGAAAAAGUUCCAAUCAUACUAGGUUUGUUCCAAAAUGAACUUUUGGACGGUCCAGAAACCGUCACGAAACUACUUGUACCGUUUGUUGUGCGCAUGUUCGUAAUUGUAUCGCCCAGUUAUCGUCCCAUGACGGUAAUUUGGAAACCGAUGUUGGAACGGUUACCUGACUGAUAACUGAUUUAUCUAUCAAUAUGUAUAUUGUUGUUGGUAUAUCCAAUGAUAAAACCUAAAGACGUGUGCCGUAGAUAUAUUUAUAUUAUGUGACACAUGACAAAAGCUCGAAACAAAUGACAAUCAAUGAAAAACCCUAUUUCCCGAUUACUGAAAUGAUCAUCACGAAACCGUCACUAAAAGAUCACAAUUCUUGUUGGAACAGUGGGAAGGACGAUCCGAUGACGAUCAUAUUUUUGUUGGAGCAGAUUUUGUUUACUGCGCAGGAGCGUUACCGUUUCGUGACGGUUCUCGGUCGUGUUGGAACAAACCUACUGAGAACACAAGUUUAUUCUAAAAUUUAUUAAAACAAAAAUAAUGGAAAGCACUAGAUGAGCCUGAUAUAUAACUUCGAAUGGGUUUGGCUCAGCUGAUCUUGAGAAUUACGCUGACGUUUCUUAGUGUCUCCUUAAUUUUCUCAUUUCGUCCUAUAUAGACUAUAGAGCAGGGGUGGGCAAAAGCCGGCCCGCGGGCCGGAUACGGCCCUUUUGCUUACUUUAUCCGGCCCGUUAAAAAUCCCGCAAGCAUUUUUUUAAGAGUGUAAGCUCAAAAUUUCGGGACAAUGCCAAAGUAUUUAAAAAAAAAUUACCUAAACUUUGAAUGAAAGAUUAUAUUGUUACCGAGGGCCGAAAGUCGCUGAAAACUUCUAUAAUGUUUAUUUUAAUAAGUUACAGGGGUGAAAAAAAAUUUGGUGUGAUUUUUAAUUUCAAAACAAGUAUGUAAUUGGACAAGUCCUAGGCUUUCACCCUAAGAAAUCGAAAGUAGAACUGGAAGUCAAUAUUUGAACUCUUCGUGUAACGUCGUGCGUCGAUUGAUAUACGAUUUCACUAAUUUUGAGUCAUUUUUACUAAACUUUGGGUCAUAAUUGUUUAAACAGAAAUUACUUCAAAACCGGAACUAAAAAUUCAAACUCAACUUUUCAAUCCGCUUCGAUUGAUGUGUCACAUCUACUAACUAUAAUGUGGCACUUCCAUUUCUGAUUUGAACUUUUUAACCAGAAAUGAUAUAAAAACCAAAAGUAUACAUUUGUUCUCUUGAUCUUGUUAGGGCACGUCGAAAAAUAUAUCGCUUAUAAUAUGUCGGUGACUUUAAAACACUACUUCUGCUUGCAACUCUAAAGCCGGAAGUCCGAUGUCAAAUUUCUCAUCUUUAAUACCAUCCGUGGGUUAUAAGCUUUAUUUCGACACAUCAUUUGUCAUUCUAUUUGUAUUAAUAACGAAGGAGUUAUAUUCGCAGACGGAAGGACACACGGAGAGACGGUCAUGAAACCGGAAGUAUAUAUUUGUUCUCUUCUUGCGCGUCAAAUAAUAUAUCACUUGUACUUCCGCUGACUUCAAAAGAGUACUUCCGGUCACAUUUCGAAAACCAAAGUCCUAGGUCAAAUUUCUCGCCUUUAGUACCAUCCUUGGAUUAUAAGCUUUCAUUCGACACCUCAUUUGUCAUACCUCUACUCUGGUAUAAUGACGGAGGAGCUGAGUUUACGGACAGACAGACGGACGGACGGACAGACGGACGUGGAUAAUUCAACGUUUUCACACUUUUUCAAAAUUGGUUGAAAACAAUAUCUCAUUCAAAAGACACUUUUUGUUUAUUCUACGGGACUUUCGGCACUCGGUAUUCAUGGAAUCUUUCAUACUGCGUUCAAAUUUUUUAAAAAUAUCAAAUUAGUUUUCUCAGGAUUCGAAAAAAUGAAUGCAUUUAAAAAAUGUUGAUCCGAAAUUUUGCCCCUACGCUCUUAAUCUCUUUUAUGCGAUUUUAUUGAAAUCAACAGCAUUAGUGUUCGUAGUGUUCACAUAACUAACGAAUCUCUAUUUUCUGAUUUUCUUAAAAGUGACUGUGUGUUUAACCCGGUACAGGCGCGAAUAUUUAUCUACCAGGGUAUUUAUUGUCUACCAGGACCCCUUUUCCUUCGAUUUUGGCCUUCAUAAUCCCCAAAUAUGCUGUCUUUCUCCUUUUAAUAAUGGUCAAAAGUUCUCUGUUCCUUCCCAUCUGUACAACACCAUUUCUUUCGUAAUAUGACCGGUCCAUGAUAUUUUCUAAAUUCUUCUAAAAAAAAGUCACAUCUCAAAAGCUUCCAGCUUACUCAUUACAAGUCAGAAUUAACAAUCCAAUAAAGAAGAAUAGAAUGGACAAACCAUUUUACCAUCCGAUAUCGGAUUUUGCAGAUUGAAUUUUUGGUUACUCAGAAACUUUUAAUCUGGAUCCUUGAAAAAUGUUGCUCCAAUGUGUUUUAAAUGCAUUCAUUUUUUUUCGAAUCGUGAGAAAACUAAUAGGUACGUAUUUUUGAAAAAUUUAAAAACAGAAUGAAAGAAUACAUUCUUACCGAGGGCCAAAAGUCCCUUAGAAUAACCAACAAGUUUCUUUUGAAUGAGAUAUUUGAAAUUAAAAAUCACACUAAUUUUUUUCCUUUUUUUUUUCACCCCUGUAACUUCUUAAAAUAAACAUAGAAGUUUUCGUGGACUUUCGACCCACUGUAAUAAUGCAAUCUUUCAUUUUGCGUUUAAAUUUUUCAAAAAUACUUAUUAGUUUUCUCAGGAUUCGAAAAAAAUGAAUACAUUUAAAACAUAUUGGAGCGAUAUUUUGCGCCUAUACCCUUAAUAUUUUAAUGGACCAUAUUUGUUUAAAAAUUUCUUAACAUAUUUUACUGGGCACAAAUUGUUCGCAUGUACACCCGAGUAAGACAAUUUAUUAUUAUUAUUAUUUAUUAUUAACAGUCAAAUUUCUUUGUCCAAAUGCUUUAAAAUGAUACUUAUAGUAUUUUUGUAAAAAAAUUCUUGGGCAGAGAAAAACUCUACCAAAAACAUUCGCAUGUGCGCAGCGUACAUACGGGAGAUACAGUUACCCGGCCCGGGAGACAUUUCGAAACUUUCAUUUUGGCCCGCGCUUAAAAGUAUUUGCCCACCCCUGCUAUAGAGGAAAGUCUCCAAUUAUGGAAUACCAUUUUGUUUUGGGGAUACAAAAUAAUACCUUUAUAGAAAUGAAAACAAUUUAAUGUUAUGACACAUCAGUCAUAUAUUUUUAUGUAGUAAUUAAAAGCCUUCUAUUAAAUAUCUUAAUUAACAAAAAAAAAUCGAACAAAAAAACAAAAUCCCAAAUGAGUAACCAAAUAUGGAAUAGAUACCCAUAUAUGGAAUAUAGGCAUAAACCAACAUAUCAGUAACAAAAAUAGACAUAAACAUCUGAGAUCAAAUAUAUUUAAAUAAGAAAAUUGUGAAAAAUGAAAGAAGUAGCUUAAUUCACUUGCAGACAUCACAGAUCCAUGUAUGAAACUCUGGACCAGCACAAUCAUAAUGAGCCCACUUACACUUAAUCCGCUAUUCCAUAUUUAGGCACCAACGACUGUCCAUAUUUGGAUUUGUACAUUAGUUCAAACUAGUAUCAACAUUUUUUCAAGUCGUAAUGUUUUAGUUACAGAAGGUCAUAAAAUAUCAAAAUAAAGGUACUAUUGAUAUACGCAAUAGCAUAACAAGUCUGUAUUCAUGCAUAAUAACCAAUCAUACUCGUUGAAUAAAUUUACCUUUGAAAUUUUCUGCGAGACCAUAAAACAAAACGCGCCUGUCAGACACGUAUUGUUCGCUCAUCUGACACAGAGGUGUGAAUACGAUAAUAAAGAGAGCUACUGAAAUAGAGGAUGGUCUUGUAGUUCGCUUCAACUUAUAUUUUUGGAGAAAUCAAGGAAUUCCAUAUUAGGGCACUAUUCCAUAUUUGGUUACUUUCCUCUAAUAAUCUACCGCACACAUACCAAGUGGCGAAUUUCGAAAUAGUAGACAGAUUUGAGCUCCUUGAUAAAUAACAAUGGCGAUAGGCGAUAGCUCCUCAAAAAUCAAGCGUAAACUAGCAAUGGUCCAAAUCGCAACACCUUAAUUGUUUGAGAUAUGGGAAGAUCGAACAAUUUCCAAAAAUACUAAACUUAGGUGUCCUGAACAGAACAGAAACAACCUGUCAAUUCUGGAAGAGCUUAUUAUAAAAGACAGGAUAUUAAAAAAAGUAAACCGAUCAUACUCAUUACUUCGGUCACAUAACGAGGUGACUAUGAAGCUAUUGGUAGUAGAAGGAAAUAUAGAAGGCUUUACAUGGAGAUAAAGAUCUGUAACUCGAUGGGUAAACCAAAUGUCUGGUGGGAAACUUCCUACAUGAAGCCAUUCAUCUGGAACAGGAUCACAGCCAGUGGCAUGGGUGACACCCGGGGCUGUAAUCCAUGGUGUCACCCCAAAUCCAAAAUAUAAAAAUUGUUAAAAAUCCGAUAAACGUAUGUUUUGAAUUAUGAAAAAAAUUAAGAAUCAUAGUUAAUAAACCGAGGUUAUUUAGCUUUGUUUGCGCCAUUGUUGCUCGCAAGUAAUUCUUGAUUAAUUUUAUCUUACUAAAACUUCUCUCACAUAAAGCAACCGAUACACAGCUAACCAUUUAGAGGCUGUAAUAUUGGCCGCUUGUAAAUGUUUUCUGAGCUUUGGUAUUUAUAGCAGGAGGUCUGCUUUUGAUACCUCUUCAUGGUAAAAGUCACAAAAUGUUGAAACAGCUAAAUUCAACUGUUCACUGUUCAUGAAAAGCAAAGUGUGUCUCUGCGCAACUUCGAACAAUGAAGUCUGGUUUUAAGUUUAAUAUUGAAUAGGUCAAAAUAUUCCAACAUAUCUUUUUGAAGUGCGAGGCCUGAAUUUUUUUUGUGGUAGGAAUGUCGUCGUCCUCAUAUUUUUUCGUGGCAAUAUCUAUUGCUUCAGCUAUAAUAAAUAUGACCACGUUUUUCUUUAAUAUAAAGUGCACCUAUUUUGUUCGCUGAUUGAUCAACGGUUAUGCCUUUACUUUGAAAUUCAAUCUGACAAAAAUUUAUUUCUCUUAAGUAGGUACAUCAUUCCAAAAGAAAAUAUAACAAAGAAAUUACACACAGCGGGCAUAUAGUAUGUGCAGCAUCUCUAGUGCCUAAAUUUUCUUAUUGGUGAUAUAAUUCUUCAAUUGCAGGAACAAAACUAUCAAAAAUGUUCUGUUACAACUUUAACUGCAGCAUAGUGAUCACUUCAACGCAUUUUGACAAGUCGUUUAACAAAAGCUUUGCUGUGUUUAAUAAGCACUUCUGUCCGCAGCUAGUGGAAGCAGAAAAUUAAAAAAUUAAAAAUUGCCUCUACAGUUAAAAAAGGUUACACAAGAUGUACCUUCUUCUUCUCCUUCUUCUUUUGGCAUCAUAACCCUGGAUGGGUCUUUGCCUGUUUGACUAUGCUCUUCCAUUCAGAUCUCUCUUGGGCUCUUCUCCUCCAUUAUAUUCAUGGUUUUCAGGUCGUCUUCCACGUCAUCCAACCAUCUCGUCCUGUGCCUUCCUUUUUUCCAUAUGUAGAUGUACCUAUUGUGUGCAAAAGAGUGCUGGCCACAUAAAUUAAUUAAAUGAUCAAUACAUCCAACAAAAAUGGCUUUUUUGUUUUUUGCUUUAAUAAUAGCUUGUAUUCAUCCAUGUAUCCCGCUUAUAACAGCUGCAGUAUCCCUGUGCAUUUCGUUACUUUUAGCUUCUUUUUUCCUUUUAACGGAAAAAAUCCAAAAAAUGCUGAUUUGACCUCGACUUUUCUCGGUUUCGUGUGUUCACAAAAUAAUAUCGAAUUGUAUUUUGAUUAUUUUGUGAUCUUUGCGAUCUCAUUUUUUUGCAUUUGGGUUUCUCGGGUGUCACCCCCGAACGGGUGACACCCGAGGCGGACUGCCCCCUCCGCCCCACCGUAGCUACGCCCAUAAUCACAGCGAAGCAUGACAGCUAAUAAUAGGUUUGUUCUAGCAUCAGUUUCAAACGGUUUGAAACCAUGGAUCAGCGAAUAGUCGACCAGCGCGAGUAGAGGGGAUAGCACUGGUGACUGUAUUAUGUUCUCUCACUGACCAACUGUUUGCUGACGGUUUCUGACUAGUAUGACUUAUGACUGUUUGCUAGAACAAACCUAAUAUUUAGAGUGUCCACACGUCCAGACACGCUCAAGAAAUGAGGUGGAGAGGAGACUCUAUCAGAUUUAAAUCUGGGCUUUGAAACGAUAAAUGUGCCUUUUAUUUUUGUUUAAAUUGCUUUUGCUUUAAAACCAAUAAUCAGGUCCCAGUAUUAGUAAUUUUUUGCAUGAAUUUUCUUAUGCUAUAUUUCAUAACAGUUCAUAUCAAAGAUACAGACAUUCGUAUCACCAAGUGGUAUUGAAUAGUCACCGAGUUCCACAUUUCAAACAAACUUUAGUAACCUAUACCUCAUUUGUUUGCAACUGUCAGCUCAUUACAUUAGGUACGCAAAUCUCUAAUCUUCAAAAAGCAGGUAAAGUGGUCAAAGUGAUAUCACUUAAAAUAAUAUCCUCUCCUGUUGCAAUCUGGUUUUAGAUAUUAUUUUUCAAAGAGUCAAGCUAACAUGUAAGAAAAUUCUGGGUCAGUGUUGGAUAAUUAAAAAUGAACAGAUUCAUAAAUGUUAUAUCGGAUAAAUUUUGCUCACUCCGGACUAUAAGCGCUACAAUGAGACCACAUCAGAGCAGUAUCUGAGACUGUUUAAACGUAAUUCAAAGGAGUUUAUACGGUGUUUCAUAACGCAACGACGAAACAUGGUUUCACUAGUAUAUACCAGAGACCAAAGAGCAGUCCAUACAGUGGACCUCACGUCGCUAACGUGCUCCUAAGAGGGCGAAGACUGUCCACUCGGCAGGAGAGGUGAUGGCCACCAUUUUCUGGGAUUCACAAGAUGUGAUCUAUAUCAACUUCCAGUAACAGCCCACCUUUUCACGGACAUUAUAAAGACUGCUAUCAUACCACAGGAACUCAAACGCUCGAAGCUCAUUGCCAUAUUAAAACCAGGGAAACCAAAUGAUAACAACCCCAAGAAUUACAGACCAAUAGCCCUACUAUCGGUGACGUUUAAGCUUCUAGAGCGCCUUAUCUACAAUAGAAUUAGCCCAAAGCUGCUUGAUACAAUACCGGUUGAUCAGGCAGGUUUCCGACCCAAAAGAAGCUGCGCAGAUCAGGUUCUUUCACUUACCACAUUUAUUGAGGCAGGGUUCCAGCGAAAACUUAAAACUGCAGCCGCAUUCAUAGACCUAACAGCGGCCUACGAUACAGUCUGGAGAGAAGGCAUGAUAUACAAGCUCCUCCGUACAAUCUCCUGUAAAUCCACCGCUCGAAUAAUCAACAGCAUGCUAGCCGACCGAACGAUUCAAGUGGUCAUGGGAUCUGACAUCAGCACCCCAAGGAAACUGAAGAAUGGACUGCCAAAGGGAUCUGUCCUGGCUCCUCUUCUCUUUAGCCUAUACAUCUCUGAUAUACCAGAAACCAGAAUAAGGAAGUUUGGUUACGCCGAUGAUUGGGUCCUUGCAACAAGGUGUAAGUCAUUUUAAGAAACAGAAGAAAUCCUCACGGCGGACUUACACAUAAUGGGAGAAUAUUUCCGUAAAUGGAGGCUCCAACCAAACGCUACGAAAACAGAGGUUUCCAGUUUCCACCUAAAUAACAAGUUUGCAGGAAGAAUACUCAAUAUUCAGUUCGAAAACACCACACUCGCCUACAAUAAAACACCAAAGUACCUUGGGGUGACUCUUGACAGAACCCUAUCAUUCAAGGAACAUCUGACAAAAACAGCGGAAAAACUUAAAUCCAGAAACAACAUCAUCCAGAAGCUGUGCGGCACAACAUGGGGAGCAUCGGCUUCCACCUUGUGAUCAUCUGCCCUGGGUCUAGUCUUCUCAACUGCGGAAUACUGCUCUUCAGCAUGGCUUAACAGCCCACAUAUACACAAAGUAGAUGCCCAAUUGAAUAAUACAAUGAGAAUGAUCGCUGGAGUUAUCAAAUUCACCCCUACGCAAUGGCUCCCAGUACUGAGCCACAUUCCACCACCCAAACUACGACGCAUACACGCACUCACUAGUGAGUACAGAAAGAUAGUAGAUAAUGAAAACCUGCCAAUCCAUCAAGAUAUAGAUGCCGCCAACGGUAACCGUCUACGCUCCAGACGACCACCAAUAAAAACAGCAAAGGUGGCUGUGGAAAAUGAGUUCAAUUUAACGACAACAUGGACUCGAGAAUGGAUGGAACAACAAAAUAGUAACUUACCCUGCAUCACACAAAAACCACCUUGACUUACCACGCAACACAUGGUCUAUGCUGAACCGAAUCAGAACCCAACACGGCAGAUGUGGUUACAUGAUGCACAACUGGGCUAAACGACCAUCCCCACUCUGUGAUUGUGGACAACUACAAACCAUCUAUCACAUCACAGAACAGUGUCCCACAAGAUCAUAUCAUGGCAGGUCAGAGGAUUUCCUGAUGGCGACUCCAGAGUCGAUAGACUAUGUAAAUAAGUUAGAUGUACGUUUGUGAACCUAUGUAUUGUCUUAUACAAAAUAUAUGUAAAUGUAAAUGUGUCAGGUGCCAUAUAAAUAAAUAAAUCAGACGCUAAAUAAAUAAAUCCAGUAAAAGGACAAAUCGGUCACAGGGCUUUACUGUGCCGCAUUAUUGGGCGGACUCGAUGCCGAAUUUCACAAAAAACCAUAGGCGUAACCAGGGGGGUUUGGGGGUUAUAACCCCCCCCCCCCCAUUGGGAUGGACUUUGAGCUCUAUACGCUUAACACCAUACCCCUCAGAGACCUUCCAGUAGUUGUAACCCCCCCCCUUAGGAUCAUCCUGGUUACGCCUAUGCAAAAAAACGGCCCCAAUUGGGGAAUAAACCAAACUUUUCCACCAUGACAACACCGGCUCAUACCUUCACCGACGCCAUGGCUAAAUUGGGCUUCGAACUGCUGUCCCAUCCACCGUAUUCUCAAGAUUUGGACUGCACCUCUAUUUGAAGAUUUGCAUUUGUAAUAAGCUGCCAGUUGCAAACAAAUAUACUUUAGUAAAUAAUCCACUCGACUUGUUGUUUGUUAGAUAUAUUUACAUUUUUAUACCCCGUUUUACAAUAUUCAGUGAAAUGUAAGUUUUAUUAUUUAUAAUAAAUACUUUAAGUCAACUAACAUCAUUUUUAUGUAAUUAUACCGUUAUCUAUCUAUGUAUGUCGUAUGUAUUACUUUGUUGUAUAGCGAUAAUGGUACUUUUGUUAUCUGGUUAAUUUUAAAAUAUGUGAUAAUAUGUAUUUUUCUGCAUACAGUAAAACCUCUGUUAACCGAAACCUUUUUAAUCGAAACAUCGUUUAACCGAAAUGGCUGACUGGUUUCAAUAAUUUCGCCAAUAAAAAGUAAAUUUUAAAAAAGCAAUAAAAUCAAUGAAAAUGAACAUGUUUGGAGUGUUUUUUUUAAGAAAUAUUCUAUUUUCUGUUGUAUUUCCCUUGACAUCGAUGUUUUGCAGCUAUAUCUCUCCAAUGCUAUGUAAUUUGAUACAAGAAGAAUACAAAAAACAAUGUUAUUUUUAACCGAAAUUCUUGUUCCAUAUUUCGGUUAACGGAGGUUUUACUGUAUUUAAUUGUAUUUAUCGUAGUUUUAUAUUUUUACAAUAGAAAUGUCUUUCUAAUAUGA